This is a messenger RNA of Prorocentrum cordatum, 939 nucleotides long. Lineage: Eukaryota; Dinophyceae; Prorocentrales; Prorocentraceae. The record is from the annotation of a GenBank genome assembly.
AUGCCCGCAACUGAGAUCACACUGCGCGCCGGCGGCCCUGCGGCGCCGCGCCUCCCGCGCCGCGCCCUGGGGCGGCCUCGGGAGGCCCCGCCGCCGGGCGCUUUCCUCGCUGCGCUGGGAGGUGAUCCGAGCGAGACCUGCCGGCCGCGGCCCCGCCGCGCCGUGCUCGCCGCCGUGGGCACCGCCCUCGCAGCCGUCGGCCCCGCAGGCAAUCGCGCGGCGCGGGCUCUGGAGUCUGGGCCGUGGUUCUCCCCACGGCGCGGGCAGCGGAUCUCGAGCCGAGGCACCGCCGCCGCGCCGCCCGCGGGCGAGCCGAGGCCGGAGGCCGCGCUGGGCAGGCCGCAGGCAUACAGUCCGCCGGAGGGUCUGCCGCUGCCCUACCCCACCAUCCUGGACAACACUGAGGGCGCGGCGGCCUUCGCCGACGUCCUGGAGCUGCUGCCAGAGGCCAGGCCUGGCCAGGGGCGGCUCCUCGUGCUCGACGUGGGUGCCGGCCGGUCAGCCGAGCCGCAGCGCUUCCUGGAGGCCGCCUGCGGCGCCCGGCGCCCCGCCGGGUGCCUCGUCGUCGCCGCGGACCCCUACAACCGCGGCGAGGAGGAGAACCUCGCCGCCCAGCGGGCCGUGGAGGCGGCCGGCGGGGCCGACGCGGUGACCAGCGCGUCUGUGCUCAACGUCGUGCCGGACCAGGAGAGCCGCGCCGCGCACGUGCGGCUCCUCCACCGGGCGUUGCGGCCCGGAGGUAUCGCGCUGAUCAAGGUCUGGGCGGGCUCGUGGCCGGAGCGCGGCACGGGCCGCCCGACGGUGGACGCGGCCGGAGACACGUACCAGGCGAACGCAUGGGCGUCGAGCUUCGUGCCGCUGGUGGAGACCGUCUUCGGCAAGGGGUGGGUCUACGCCGACAACAACCUGAACCUUGUCGUGGCUGUGCGCGCCCCGUGA